This is a messenger RNA of Myotis lucifugus (little brown bat), 2100 nucleotides long. It is a transcript of the gene CAPN12, whose product is annotated as calpain 12. Gene Ontology annotation, biological process: proteolysis. NCBI's taxonomy places the organism in Eukaryota, Metazoa, Chordata, Mammalia, Chiroptera, Vespertilionidae. Bases 1 to 1836 code for a protein of 611 amino acids. Gene Ontology annotation, cellular component: cytoplasm. The transcript has 17 exons. The record is from RefSeq and is a predicted model, not a curated record. Gene Ontology annotation, molecular function: calcium ion binding; calcium-dependent cysteine-type endopeptidase activity.
AUGGCGUGUGGCAGUGGGAAGGUCACCAUCCAGCUGGUGGAUGAGGAGGCAGGACCUGGAGCCCAGGACCCGAAGCUUUUUAGAGGCCAGAGCUAUGAGGCAAUCCAAGCAGCCUGCCUGGAUGAGGGGAUCCUGUUCCGUGAUCCCUACUUCCCUGCUGGCCCUGAUGCCCUUGGCUAUGACCAGCUGGGGCCGGACUCAGAGAAGGCCAAAGGAGUGAAAUGGAUGAGGCCCCAUGAGUUUUGUGCUGAGCCCCAGUUCAUCUGUGAGGACAUGAGCCGGACAGACGUGUGUCAGGGGAGACUGGGUAACUGUUGGUUUCUUGCGGCCGCCGCCUCCCUCACGCUGCACCCCCGACUCUUGCGCCGAGUGGUGCCCCCUGGACAGGGUUUCCGAGACAACUAUGCCGGCGUCUUCCACUUCCAGUUCUGGCAGUUCGGCUGCUGGGUGGACGUCGUGGUGGAUGACAGGCUGCCGGUGCGCGAGGGGAAGCUGAUGUUUGUGCGCUCAGAACAGCGGAAUGAGUUCUGGCCCCCCCUUCUGGAAAAGGCCUAUGCUAAGCUCCACGGCUCCUAUGAGGUGAUGCGAGGCGGCCACAUGAAUGAGGCUUUCGUGGACUUCACAGGUGGCGUGGGCGAGGUGCUCUACCUGAGACAAGACAUCCCAGGCCUCUUCUCGGCCCUGCGCCACGCCCUGGCCAAGGAGUCCCUCGUGGGUGCCACUGCCCUGAGUAAUCAGGGCGAGUACCGUACAGAAGAUGGGCUGGUGAAGGGACAUGCGUAUUCCGUCACGGGCACGCACAAGAUGUCACUGGGCUUCACCAAGGUGCGGCUGCUGCGGCUACGGAACCCAUGGGGCCGUGUGGAGUGGACCGGGCCCUGGAGCGACAGCUGCCCACGCUGGGACGUGCUGCCCCCGGAGUGGCGAGAUGCCCUGCUGGUGAGGAAGGAGGACGGUGAGUUUUGGAUGGAGCUGCAGGACUUCCUCCGCCACUUCAACACCGUCCAGAUCUGCUCGCUGAGCCCGGAGGUGCUGGGCCCCAGCCCGGCAGGAGGCGGCUGGCACACCCACAUCUUCCAAGGCCGCUGGGUGCGAGGCUUCAACUCUGGCGGGAGCCAGCCUGCUGCCGAGACCUUCUGGACCAACCCCCAGUUCCGGCUGACGCUGCUGGAGCCUGAUGAGGAGGACGAUGAGGAUGAGGAUGGGCCCUGGGGGGGCUGGGGGGCCGCAGGGGCUCGGGGCCCUGCUCGCGGGGGCCGCGUCCCCAAGUGCACUGUCCUCCUGUCACUCAUCCAGCGCAACCGGCGGUGCCUGAGGGCCCAGGGCCUCACUUACCUCACUGUGGGCUUCCACGUGUUCCAGGAGGAAGAGCUCAGUGCCCCUCAGCUCCAGACCUUAUUAAGCAUUGCCCUGGAGCCUGCCAGGGCCCACAGCUGGACCACCGGAGAGAUCGGGCUCAGGACCUGUGAGCAGCUGCUGCAGUGCUUCGGGCAUGGCAGAAGCCUGGCCCUGCACCACUUCCAGCAGCUCUGGGGCCACCUCCGGGAGUGGCAGGCCAUAUUCGACAAGUUCGACCAGGACGCCUCUGGCACCAUGAACUCCCACGAGCUGAGGCUGGCGCUGAAUGCUGCAGGCUUCCACCUCAACAACCAGCUGACCCAGGCCCUUACUAGCCGCUACCGGGACAGCCGUCUGCGUGUGGACUUGGAGCGCUUUGUGUCCUGUGUGGCCCAGCUUACCUGCAUCUUCUGCCACUGUAGCCAGCACUUGGAUGGGGGCGAGGGAGUCAUCUGCCUGACCCGCCAACAGUGGAUGGAGAUGGCCAACUUCUCCUAGGAUCUUGGCAGGGGAGCGCCUGCGGCUGGAGGCAGGAGAGCUGCAGGAGCCCUGCCUUUCCCGGUCAGCCUGGACCAGGGUUUAUUCCACAGUGAGGGGGUUCUGAGCCAAACCAGCCCCCCAGCCCCUCCACCUCCCUGCCUGGCACGGGGGCUGACGCUCUGACAUCAGGCAGUGCUUCUGAGCAUGGCCUUGGGAGCCGGUCUGCCACACACUCACCACCGGGUGACGCUGGGCAGGUCACUGCCCCUCUGAGCUUUGCUC